Molecule: messenger RNA, 4587 nt
Organism: Myxocyprinus asiaticus (Chinese sucker)
Lineage: Eukaryota; Metazoa; Chordata; Actinopteri; Cypriniformes; Catostomidae
Gene: pard6b
Product: par-6 partitioning defective 6 homolog beta (C. elegans)
Exons: 3
Coding region: 262-1425 (387 amino acids)
Biological process (GO): centrosome cycle; establishment or maintenance of cell polarity; regulation of cellular localization
Cellular component (GO): nucleus; apical plasma membrane; cell cortex
Molecular function (GO): protein kinase C binding
Source: RefSeq, a predicted model, not a curated record
UCCAGUACUACAGUAUGUGGAAGAGUGCGCAUGUGAAAUGAAGGGUUGGGGCAGAGUUUCGGAGCACGUUUAGUUGACAGGCGUCGCUGUUGCUACUCGACUCGGAUAACAACAGCCGUAUACAAGGAGCUAUCGCGAGAUACCCUUCUUUGACUGGAUUAAGCCAAGAAAAGCCGUUUUGGACGGAGCAAGCUGAAGGCGGAUGAGCGCAGCCCGCGGGAGGGCAAGUGUGUUUCUGUGGCGGGGUCCAGUAAGCGAAAGAUGAACAAAAACCAGCGAGUGCCGAGCAACCGAACUCUGAACGCCGUGGAGGUGAAAAGCAAGUUUGGAGCAGAGUUCAGACGGUUCUCUUUGGACCGGUCCAAGCCGGGACGUUUUGAUGAGUUCUAUGGCUUGCUACAGCACGUGCAUCGGAUCCCCAACAUGGACCUUCUCGUGGGUUACGCCGAUGUCCAUGGGGACCUACUGCCAAUCAACAACGAUGACAACUACCACAAAGCAAUCUCCAUGGCAGCGCCUCUACUCCGCCUCUUCUUGCAGCGGAAAGAGGAGGCAGAUUACUCCGCAUUUGGCACGGACACUGUGACCCGUAAGAAGACCCCAGUGGCACUUGCUGCGGUACUCCUCCGUCCGGAUGCCAACAAGAAGAAGCCUCCUAUCAUCAUCAGCCUGCCCAAAGAUUUCCGCCCAGUUUCCUCUAUCAUCGACGUGGACAUUCUUCCAGAAACACACCGCCGCGUCCGUCUCUACAAACAUGGUCAGGAGAAACCAUUGGGUUUCUACAUUCGCGAUGGCUCCAGCGUGCGCGUUACACCCCAGGGCCUACAGAAGUUUCCGGGUAUCUUCAUCUCCCGCAUGGUCCCUGGAGGCCUGGCAGAGAGCACAGGCCUGCUGGCUGUCAACGAUGAGGUUUUGGAAGUCAACGGAAUUGAGGUGACUGGAAAAUCCCUGGACCAAGUAACAGACAUGAUGAUCGCAAACAGCCACAACCUCAUUAUAACUGUCAAACCAGCCAAUCAGCGCAAUAAUGUGGUACGCAACGCCAAUAGUGGAGGCGGGGCCACAUCUGGCAGCUCAGGACGAUCCUCUGACAGCAGUACCAGUUUCUAUGGAUACUCUGCACCGGGCUCCAUGGCAAUGACUCCAUCCCAUAUUAUUCAGAACUAUGAGCCAGAUGAUGAAAGUGAGGAUGAGGAGGAUCUGGUGAUCGAGGGCAAUGGAGAGGCUAAACUCAUUCCACAGGCACCAGCUCGGGCGACAGUCAGCUCCAGCAUGCCCACUCUCCCCAGAUAUGAGCCCCACCUCAACCUGCGGCCCUCCAAUGGUGCCAUGGCAACCAGUGCAAGUGUGGGGUCCUUGAAUGCCCGUGACAGAGGUCUUGAGGGGCGAAAUCUAGAGGAGGACGGAACAGUCAUUACUCUGUAGAGACAUGAGAAACACACUUAGACACAAAAACAAUGACUGAAGCAACAUACACUUCAUGGCAAAAAGUAUGUGGAUAUCUCCCUCUUAUUAUCAGGUUUGGCUAUUCCAGUGACAGCAAAUCUUAAUGUGUCCUCCUCACAGAAAUUACUGGAAUAGCAAACCCUGUUAUUUAGAUGGGGGUAUCCAGAGGGCGUAUUUUGGGUCAUAUUACUGUAUAAUCAGCCACAAACAGAAUCACAUGCCAAUACACACUCUUGUGUGCCAUAGGACUGACAAUGCAUGUCUUUUAUUUGGGUGAACAGUGAAUAUAGGACCAAGAGGGGUUUCCAGUCACUACAGCACCUUUCAGCACUUAUCUAUAACCACAGGACCAGGUUGUCCCCAUAAUCAAUGGAGAGCAGCACAGCACUAAAAAAAGCUGCUUUAUGAGUAAUAAUGAACUUCCUGAGUCAGUGUGAAUGAAUGCAGAUGCAAGGUAUUAAUGUCACAUGACAAAGAACGGAUCUACUUGGGUCCCAUAUGAGUCAUGACAAUGUUUGUCUUUGACAACCACUCCCUUUGAAGCCACAUGGCUCUAGCAUUAUCAAAGAGAACAAAGUGUAAUGGUAUACCCAUCAUUUGUGUUACCAUGGUAACUGACUCAGAGCUGUGUUCUGUGAUGGUACUUUUCAAUUUUAGGAGGAAUGCUGAAAUAUGCGCCUUAUCAUUUCCUGUCAACAACGCUAACAUACCUCUCGUGAUGUCAGCUCACUAGUUCUUAAUGGUUUUCAAGGGAAUCAUGAACAUUUGUGGAGGCUAGACUGAAUGUUUAGGACACUUUUAGAAUUGUUAUUUUUUAGAUAUAAUUGGAGAUUUCAGUAAGGUUUUAGAGUGCUGCCUCAUUUGAGAUACAUACAUAUUCUAUGUACAGUCUCUUUCAAAAGGUUUUUAAUCAUAGCCAAAAAUACAGAUUAAUUUAAUAUUUUUCAUACUGAUAUUUGUUUAUUUGUACCACUUUUAUUUCUUUAUGACAAGGGCUAUCUACCUGCGGGUUAUUUUUCCCAUCGACCUUUAUGGCACAUGUGAUAAGGCUUGAGAACCCUGUCUGUGGUUAUCAUGUUUCCAUUGAGUACUCUGAAGUCAGCAGUGAGCUGUUUCAUGUAUGAAGAGUGUCUCUAACCCUCUGAAUAAUAAGCAUUUUGAGUGAAUCAUGGAGAAACAAAGUGUGAUUUGCAGUGAUUUUUAAACUACAAUGGUAGACCAUUGCCAAAAUAUUUUCCCUUAUCAAUGUUUUAGAGGUGAGAACUUGCUUGGAGAUCAGCAAAAGCUAAAACCUUCAGAAAGUAUGUCACAAUGGGGUUUAGUUUCAACAUUGGCACAGGACGGGUGUGAUUUGGUGGGUGCGGACAUUACAUUUCUUAUCUUUUUAAGAUAUGCUCUGCAAGCUCGCCUAGCUGUAAUCUCAUUGCAGAACCCUCUAUUGAGCUAUUAUUUAAAAUUACACUCAUUGAGCACUAUAUUAGGAACACUAUGGUCCUAAUAAAGUUCCCGACGUGGUCUUCUGCUGUUGUAGCCCAUCCGCCUCAAGGUUCGACGUGUUGUGCAUUCUGAGAUGCUAUUCUGCUCACUACAAAUGUACAGAGUGGUUAUUUGAGUUACUGUAGCCUUUAGUCAGCUCGAACCAGGCUUACCAUUGUCCGUUGACCUCUUUCAUCAACAAGGCAUUUUCGUCCACAGAACUGCCGCUCACUGGAUGUUUUUUGUUCUUCUGAGUACCAUUCUGAGUAAACUCUAGAGACUGUUGCAUGAAAAUCCCAGGAGAUCAGCAGUUACAGAAAUACUCAAACCAGCUUGUUUGGCAUCAACAGUCAUGCCACAGUCUAAAUCACUGUGAUCAAAUUUUUCGCCAUUCUGAUGGUUGAUGUGAACAUGAACUGAAGCUCCUGACCUGUAUCUGCUUGAUUUUAUGCAGUGCUGCUACAUGAUUGAUUGAAUAGAUAAUCACUUAAAUAUGUAGGUGUACAGGUGUUCCUAAUAAAGUGCUCAGUGAGUGUAUAUUCAUAUUUUCUGUCCAUAUUUGACUUCCACACCUUAUCAAACACUCCACCCUCUGUGAAAGGUAAGGUUUGGCCUCCCCACUUCUUGACAUAUAAUUCGUAUUUCAUAUAUGAAUGACUGGCAUCAUGGUGUUUGUCUUCUCCAUGAACAAAUGUAAAGCUCUUACUUUACGAAGUAUUUCUUAAAGUUAAAAUGACAAUAAUUACUUGUAUCACCUUUAUAAUUUCUGUGCACACUGUUGUACAUUUCAAUAUGAGCUUUUAAGAUCUCAAGAGUUUGUGUGAACGAAUGCACUGAAAGAGACUGACACGAUUCGAUAGUGCCUCACACUAGCCUAGGACCUACUGUCAGAUAUUCAGCCGAAGUAUCCUUUCAUUAGCUGCUUCUUUUUAUGUUCUGUCUCUUUUAUCUCACUGCUAUCUCACUUUCAGAUUAACUGAUGAGAAUCUUAAACACCAGGGAUUUAUAAGCGGACCACAUACAGGUAUCUGCUGUCUCGCCCAGAGCAUUGAGUAGCACACGCACUGUAGCUAUAAUCCUAUAUGCUUUAUUCAGAUCAUCUUAAAGGUAUAAACGACAUGUUGAAUGGAGUCUUUAGCUGUGUUAAUUUAUUUUUAUUUAACCACUACACAUGAUUUGGGAUUGUAACCACAGAAAUUUUAUUUAUUUUCAAUAGACUCAAUAGGUAUUUUUACUUGCUUUAUUUUAGCUGACAUACAAACCUCAUGAUUUAGAUUGUUGUUUUUUUCCAGCAUCUACAUUUUUGCUCCUACUUUUUUGGGGGAAAGAAAUAUGAAGAAUAUAACUUGCUAUUUUCCAAACUGUGAAUAUCUUUGCAUUUCUAAAGAAGACCAUAUAUCUAUGACCACCUGCCACGGGAGACCUAGAAAUUGGCUUUUAAGCGUUAUCGUUCCUGUGUCAAUUCCUCUUUUUGAUAAUGAGCUAGCCAGAUAAACCUUAAGGUAUAGAUUUGUAAUGAAAUUGUCAGUAUUUUCUUAUUAGUAAUACAUGAUGUAAUUUUGUUUCACAUAAUGAAACUUUUAAAAGGAUAAAUACUAUAUUAAGACAGCUGCACAUGUAUUAUAGUAAAAUCUUGGAUGAAAUAAACUAAUAUGUAUAAAAUCA